Messenger RNA from Micropterus salmoides (largemouth bass), 5907 nucleotides. RefSeq names its product RING finger domain-containing protein. Lineage: Eukaryota; Metazoa; Chordata; Actinopteri; Centrarchiformes; Centrarchidae. The transcript has 2 exons. The coding region runs from base 4793 to 5437 and encodes 214 amino acids. Gene Ontology annotation, molecular function: ubiquitin protein ligase activity. Gene Ontology annotation, biological process: protein ubiquitination. The record is from RefSeq and is a predicted model, not a curated record.
UUGUCUAAUUUGUGUCAGUUUAGGGGUCCUUCAUGUGAAAAGGUUUGAGAACCACGGCUCUACACCAUAGGACAUAUUCUAUCCUUUGACCCUUGACCUGAAUAAGAAAAAAACUCCCCCACAAAAGCUCUUUUAGAAUUGAGACUACUCUCCACCUGUCGAAUUCAUACUCCAAAAUGUUGUUAAAGUCUGUCAGAACUGUUGCUUCUUCACGGUCUGUUGAUGAUGUUAAUUCAUUUGUUGAACGUCGUAAACUAAAAUUCUGUCUAAAUCUUACACAUUGUACCUUUUAAGGGGGAAAACCUUGGAAGAGCAACGGCGUAGGGAUCACUCUACCCGGAAGUACAGACAUGCAAUAGCAAUAAGUUGUCAUUUCCAGUGCGUCAAAUACUGACGCUUUGAGAAAGCCUGACAAAGCUUCGGUAUUUGAUAUACAGGGUAGCCUACACUUCAGUGUCUAUAUAAAACUCUAUUUGAUAUGUGGUAUUCAGCAUCAAUUGAAAACUCCAUUAGGUUAACUAAAAGUUUGUGCUUUGGGAUGAAACAAGCACUUAUUACUUGACGGUGGAUGGGUUACAUUGAAGUUACUUGAAAGCCAAGGGCAUCAUACAGACGCUGAAUCAUGCCUUUUGUAUCAAAGACGCUUUGUCAGACCUACUCAAAGUGUUGGUAUUUCACGCCCUGGGAUGAGACCAGACUGGCAAUAGGUGUGCAUAGACCAACACAAUAAAAUCACUGUAUGGAAAAUCGGGAUUGACAAAACAAUUUAACAUGUGCUCCCUUUCCCAAUAAUCCCAUUAAUUUGUUUUGAAUCUUGUAGAAAUUCAUCUGAACAGUUUUUUAAUCGCGUGGUUUGAUCAGACUGUCAGUGUAAAGAUAGUUUUAACUGAAAACAGCAGAGUAGGCGUGGGGCAUGUUUGUACAAAACAAACUGGUUACCAGGAAACAGACACCAUGCUGCAGGUGAUGACUGCUUUAUUUAGCCUAUCUGUCAAUAAUUAACCUGUUAUAACCUGUUUUAUCAUAGUAACUACUCUAAACAUAAACGCAUUAGCCUAACUGGGUUUUUUUGACACACACUGCACUUAUUUGUAGUAGUAAUUGGAGUUUGGGUACAGCGAUUUGAUAAUUUUUGCGAAUUUUUCUUUACUCUUUUUGUUACAACUUACACCGUGUUGUACCAGGACGUACAGACAAGCAAUAGCAACAAGUCAUUCCAGUGUGUCAAAUACUGACGCUUUGAGAAAGCCUGACAAAGCGGCGGUAUUUGAGGUACAAGGUCCUACUCUUCAGUAUCUGUAUAAAACUCUUUUUUGAUAUGUGGUCUUCAGCAUCCAUUUGAAAUACUUUUAGGUUUAGGAAAAGUUUGUGGUUUUGGGAUGAAAUAAGCACUUAUUAUGUGACGGUGGAUGGGUUACAUUGAAGUUACUUGAAAGCCAAGGGUGUCUCAUAUGGACGUUGAAGCAUACCUUUUGUAUCAAAUACAGACGCUUUGUCAGGCUUUCUCAAAGUGUUGGUAUUUCACGCCCUGGGAAGAGACCUGACUGGCAAUAGGUAUGCAACAGACACCAUAAUUAACCAGGUUGACACUUCAUAGCUCAGAAUACGAACACAUUAACUGUUUUCUUGACACACACUGACACGUGAGAUACGGCACUUAUUUUUUAGUUGUACUUGGAGUUUGGGGACAGGCAGGUGAUCAAUUUUUGCAAUUAAUUCUUUACUCUUAUUGUUACAACUUACCCCGGUAGUGGGGCCUGUUGUAAGCAUGGAACUUGUUGUAUUUGACAUUGCUAUUUUAUAUAUUUAUUUAUUACACUACACACACACACACAGGCUUUUAAACACUAACUUUCAAUGCAGAGAAAUAUAAGGAUGUUAAUAAUUACACCCUAAUCCACACUUUGCUGUUCAAAAAGUCCUACAUGCUGACUGUGCGGAAGCAUAAAAACAUAAUAUGCAAGUAAAGUAAGAGGUGUAGGGAUCAAGAGGCUCCAAUCUGUCAUUUUCUGUCUUGUGUGUCCUGAUUACCUUCACAUCACCAAGGGUUUAAUUACUGCUGAGCAAACCACACAGAUGCCUCAUGGGGAGACUAGACAUGGAGACGAGUACAAUCAGGUCAGACGGAUCAAAAAACAGGAGACUGCCAGCGAGCCAAGCUCGUACUCGUAUAGCUACAGAAUAUUAAGGUAGGCCUAUAAACUAAACUGUGCACACAGAAGAGGGGGGAAGACACUCCAGCCAGGAUGAGAUCUGCACCAACAUGAGAGGAAAUAUGAACUGUGAGAGGGGAAGCGCCUGGGUCGGAGGUGGGCAUCAAAGUGUGCUCUGAUCAAAGGCGUGUCUGGUGGGUAAGUGGCUCUCUCUUCUUGGUGUGUAAUGAUGGAUCGCUGCCAGUUUCUCUCUGUAAAAAUCCUACUGAACCUGCUGGCCUGUACUGAUACAAGAGGGCUCAUUCAUUUAUACAGAGCAACCGUGUCAAUCAGAUCUUAGUUUCAAUAUUCACAACUUGUUUGUCAUUGUGAUUUUGGAGGAAUUCAGAAGGAUUACGGUUGGAGUAAAUCUAUAUUUUAACCUCUAUUGUUUGCCUUGAUUCUAUGAAUGUUGACUGUAAGAAAAGGUUUCAGGAUAUGUGUUGCCAUGCAGCAAUUCAAAGGAGACCCCAUCUGCUAGGCAACAAUCCCCCCAUGAGUGAACUAGGGUUGCCUUGUAAUUGUCCCAUGUGAGCAACAAACAGGGACAAAAAAGUGUUGGUAAAGAAAAGCAAAUCUAAUGCUUUGUUUCAAAGACUGGGAAUAGGGGGAAAGCUGGUUUUAAAGAUAAUAAAAAAAACACCUGCACCUCUAAAAUUCACUCCUUAUACCUUUUACAUUUUACUUCCACUUUACUUCCAGAGAGAGUUCGGAUAGCUGUUUCCUCCUGUUUAUAGACAGGAGACAAACAUCAAAAAACCCAAAAACCUUUAUUUGUCCCAUAGUGGGGGAAAUUGCUGUAAGCAAAGACAAGAGCAGAGAUAGAUAAGUGUACAAGUAGCAUAAACAAAAAGUGUCAAACAAAGAAGUACCGUUCUUACAGUAAAUAAAAACAAAGUUACUGUACGUUAAAUAAGACUAAAAUAGACCUUAUACAGUACAGUCUCCUGCGUCAUAAAUAAAUACUGGUAAUAUAAAAGUAUUGUAGAACGGCAAUGCACAUAAGUCAGAUAUAGCAAACUGUAUUAUACAAUAAUUGCACAUGAAUUAGUAAAAUUGCACUUAUGGAAAUUAUGCACAGAUGUAAUAAUGGCACAUGGGAUAUAUUGCACAGAGUCAACAGUGUUCGUUGUACAGUCUGACGGCCGCUGGAAGGAAAGAUCUGCGGUAUCUGUCCUUCACACAGCGGGGGUGGAGCAGCCUGUCACUGAAACUGCUCUCCAGGGCUGACAGGGUGUAGUGCAGGGGGUGUGACUCAUGGUCCAGCAUAGCUGUCAGUUUAGCCAGGACUCUUCUGUCUCCCACCUCCCUCACUAAGUCCAGAGGACAGCCCAGGACAAUGCUGGAUUUCUUGAUCACCUUGCCCGACUUUUUUCUGUCCCUCUCAGUGAUGCUGCUGCUCCAGCAGACCACAGCGUAGAGGAUGGCUGACGCCACCACAGAGUCAUAAAAAGUCUUUAGGAGGGGCCCUGUCACUCCAAAGGACCUCAGUCUCCUCAGGAAGUACAGACUGCUCUGACCCCUCUUGUACAGAGCAUCUGUGUUGUGAGUCCAGACCAGUUUGUCGUUCAGGUGAACACCCAGGCCUACUUAUAAGUGUCCACUCUCUCAGUGACCAUUCCCUGGAUAUUCACCGGAGGGGGGAGGGCAGACCGCCGUCUGCGAAAAUCGACCACCAUCUCCUUGGUCUUUCCCGCGUUGAUCAGGAGGUGAUUUCGCUGACACCAGUCCACAAAGUUCUGUGUCAGUACUCUGUACUCUGCAUCGUCAUCAUCAAUGAUGAGGCCGACAAUGGCAGAGUCGUCAGACAUGAGAAUGAUAUCGAUCUUCUCAUCUAACUCUUGACAAAAAAGAGCAAAUAGACUUCAACUGAAUAUUUGCCACUUAUACAAAUUUUUAAUGCGGCAAAAACCUUGACUACCUGGCUGAGCAGUUUACAUUUAUUCAGUGUCAAUUACCCUCAUUUCAAAUGGUCCUUAGUGUUAAAGGGCCACUCCAACAAUUUCGUGUUGCACUUCCAUGAAGUUUGAAGACUUAUGAAGGUAUAGAUCAAGCUACCUAAACAUUGGAUCCUACAUUUGCCACGAUGCCACUCAAUAGUGUUUGCCUAUAUGCUUUUUUCUUUUCAACUGUCAGUGUCUAACACAAGCUUGCCUCUAAAAAUUCUCAAAGCCAAUGACAUCACACUUUUGCCAUAUUUUGCCAUACUUUAGAAAGCUCCCCCAGAGCCACCGAAGAUACAACUGUUUUCACAGACUGAAUAAAACUCUGUAAAAUCAGUAAAAUCCGUCGAGGGCCACUUUAAAUGACUCAAAUAAAACAAAUCCAAGUGGAGAAAAAUGGACGUGCACGCACACAUGUGCACAUGCAGGAUGUAUCUUUACAGUGACUUAUUACUUCCUUUCACAGCUCUUCUGUUGCUUUGCUUUUUCAUUUCCCAAGUUCCUGGACGUGCUCUGAGCGUGGCGGCCAGCACACGCUACAUGGAACUGGAGUUAUUGUGAAUUUUAACAAUCUUCUGUUAAAGAUUAAUCCACAAGUCACAUCUUGCCGUCAUUGACCUCACAAGCACACUCCAUCCACUCCCUCUCCCUCCUACCAUGACAGGGGACAUUGUCCCAGCUCCCCAGCAAGGGGACCCAGCUGCUGCAGCACCAGGCCCCAGCAUCACCUCUGGGGAGCCUGUAGAUGUGGAGUGUCCCAUCUGCUACCAGGAGUACAACCAGUACAACAAAUGCCCUCGGAUGCUGGAUUGCCUCCAUGUUUUUUGCACUGAAUGCCUCCAGAGGAUCCAGCUCUGCCCCAGCGGGCGCCACCACAGCCCACCAGCCAUCCCCUGCCCCCUCUGCCGCCACCUCACCCCUCUGGAGACUGGGGAUGCCCUCUCCUUACCCUGCAAUUCCCGCAUCCUAGCCAGGCUGCCCCCCGUGGCCUUCCGCCUGCCUGUGGCCAUGGCAAGUCGCCAUGCCACCGUCACCCAGAGAGUGGUGCUCUCCCUGGAGGGCGACAGCAGGGACACCCGCUUCAUCAUCCUGCCCACCAUCAGCCUGCAGGUGCAACAGAUGCACCCGGACAGGCCGUACGGCGGGGCGCCAGGCCUGGUGGGGGAAGAGGAAGUCAUACAGCAGAGCAAGAAGACGCUGUUCUGUGUUCAGCUGCUGGCGGUCAUCUUCUGGGUGGUGUUUGUGAUCACCUGCAUGGUCGGGGUGGUGUUUGGGCCACAACUGUUGAACAGGCAUCUUUAACAGGAAACAUGGUUUAUCUCUUAACUCAGAUAUGUUAUUAAUACAAAGUCAUGAUAUAUAGUCAACAGGGAUGCACUGUAAAAAAAAGUAGGUUGACAAAACAAUUUGAGAAUAUAAAACAUUUUCAUUUAUAUUUUUAUGUAGAUUUCUUGACCACUGUGUUUGCUACUCACCCUGUAGUAAUGGGACCAACUCACAUUAUACUUUACUUGUAGAAUACCCCCACUUACACCAACCUUUACCAUAGACAUUUUGCCUUUACUCGCUACUGCUUAUUUGUUGCUCUUUCAUUAAUGAUAUAGACUGAUGAAGAGUUCCCUCUAGUGGUCUAUGUUGAAACAGAUGAGCUGAGAGCACAACUGUAAAUAAAAGGAUUAAAAACUAACAGUGCUUUCUCUCUGUGUGCCUGUUUGAUACUGUUAUAAUACAGCUAAUGACUGAAAAUGAAUAAAGCUGGCCUGCAUAACGCA